UUAUUGCUAAUAAUAAUAGUAACAAGUGUAACAGCUAAACUUGAAUCACCACCAAGAAUUGUAGUUCAUCCACAAGCUGAAGAGUUAUUGUUUACAGUUGCAAAACCAGAGCAACCUCACUCGCCAUUUAAAAUAGCAUGUCAAGCAGAAGGUGAACCAUCUCCAAUAUAUUAUUGGAAAAAAAAUGGUGAAAAAUUUGACUAUCAAGAUUACGAUAAUCGUAUAUUUCCAUUACCAGAAAAUGGUACUUUGAUAUUUCGAAUUCCCAGUGAAGUUGAUCAAGGACAAUAUCAGUGUUUUGCAGAAAAUAAAUACGGAAUCGCAAUAUCAAAUUCUGUAUUCGUCAGAAAAACAUAUAUAAAUGAUAUUUCAAAAGAAGAUAAUGGAAAAUUAAUACUGACUGGUAAAGAAGGUGAGCCAUUUGGUAUUGACUGUAAUAAACCAGAUGGUAACAAGCCUGAAUCUUAUCCAUCACCAAGAAUAAUUUGGUUUUUGUAUUAUCCAGAAGAUAAUACAACAACUAGAAUUUCAAGAAAUUACAGUUCAAGAAUAACUGUUGAUCCAACUGGUACCUUGUGGUUCUCCAAUUUAACAGAACAAGAUGGAUCAAAAAAAUUUUGUUACAUGUGUUAUGCUGUAUUGGAUAAUCAAAAUAUUUAUCAAGAAGUUAAUAAAUAUUUUGUUGAUGUAAUAAAAUUAAAUUCAACAAAUAAACAUGUUUAUUAUCCACCAAAAAAACAAUAUGUUAGUCGAAAUAUUGCUGCGUUGGCUGGUGAUGAUGUAGAAUUGUUUUGUAUAUUUGGUGGAACUCCAAUACCAAAAUUAAGCUGGCAUAAAAAUAAUGCUGAAUUGAUUGAUAAUUCAGAUCAUUAUUCAUUACGUAAUAGUAAUAAAUCAUUGCUCAUUAGAAAUAUUACAAUUGAUGAUCAAGCAAUUUAUUCUUGUACUGUUCAUUCAAUAUACAAUGCAAUUAAUAUUUUCGUUCAAGAAAAACCGUACUUUACAAUUAAACCAGAAAUUAUUAUUACCAAAGAAAAUGAAAAUGUGACAUUUCAAUGUCAAGCACAAGGCACACCAAGACCAGAAAUUAAAUGGCUUUAUAAUGGUAAAUUAAUUACUGAU
Aphidius gifuensis is the source of this 1122-nucleotide messenger RNA. RefSeq names its product neuroglian-like. The annotation marks the transcript as partial. NCBI's taxonomy places the organism in Eukaryota, Metazoa, Arthropoda, Insecta, Hymenoptera, Braconidae. Gene Ontology annotation, biological process: cell-cell adhesion. The transcript is spliced from 3 exons. The record is from RefSeq and is a predicted model, not a curated record.